AUGUACCACCUCCUCAAAGGGCUUCAUGCCCACUUGACGCGGAAAGACGAGUACUCGGUGGUCAUCAUCGGUCUGGACAAUGCUGGCAAGACAACUAUGCUGGAGAAGAUCAAGACCCUGUAUAAUCCGACGCCAGGGAUGCCUCCAGAGAAGAUAGGCCCUACUGUCGGUCAGAACAUCGGGAAGAUCUCGCUUCCCUCGACAACACUCCGUUUUUUUGAUCUUGGCGGGCAACGAGAUAUCCGGUCUAUAUGGCCCAAAUACUACGAUGAGUGCCAUGCGGUGGUAUUCGUCCUGGAUGCGGUGGACCAAGUGCGACUAGGAGAGACAUGGGAGGUCUUUGACGAAGUCCUCAACUCCCCUCGACUCCUGAACCUCCCCCUCCUCCUUCUCGCCAACAAGCAAGACAAUCCCACUUCUCUCUCAGUCGCAGAAAUCCGCGAGUCCUUUGACGCAUGGCAGCGGGCUCGGCAGUCCCGAGAAGCAGACGCCAGGGAGGCGGCGAGGGAGAAGGCAAAAGGGAAGGGGAAGGGGCGGGCGAUGGACGCUGAAGAUGAGGCAGAAGAAGAUGGUGGGGAACGAGAAAGAAGGGGGAGCGCGGGCGUGAGGGAUGAGAGACUGGCUAGUCUGGAUGUGAUGGGCGCUUCGGCCCUUGAGGGGACGGGCGUCAAGGAGGCCGUGAAUUGGUUGUAUGUCCGCGUGCAGAAUGCGAGAAGAAUUGACGACGGAAGGUUCUGA
Molecule: messenger RNA, 738 nt
Organism: Dioszegia hungarica
Lineage: Eukaryota; Fungi; Basidiomycota; Tremellomycetes; Tremellales; Bulleribasidiaceae
Product: P-loop containing nucleoside triphosphate hydrolase protein
Exons: 7
Coding region: 1-738 (245 amino acids)
Biological process (GO): Golgi to plasma membrane protein transport; protein localization to organelle; intracellular protein transport
Cellular component (GO): Golgi apparatus
Molecular function (GO): GTPase activity; GTP binding
Source: RefSeq, a predicted model, not a curated record